GAAAACCCGCCACGCCGACACCAGGCUCAGAGAACGCCCAAGCGAGGCUACAGGCAGGAGCAGGCAGCCAAGUGCUGUGACACUCGACAGGUGCUGACAGGUCUCUGCCCAAGUUUUUGCAGUCAGCGGCGUAGAUGGCGUUUGUCCCCGAUUUGGACAGCCUGGAGAGCAGCAGCCUGAAUGAGGAGACAUUUUAUGGCCCCGACUGCCUCUGCCUGCAGAAGAAACCCCGCCUGGACUCAGAGGUGACAUCACCUGGGGUGGACAUCCAGGUCACAGUGACCAAGGGACACCCUGCCAGGACCUUUCGCCAGGCUGCCGUCCUCGUGGUGGCCGUGACCAAGCUCCAGAAGCGGCCGGUGCACAAGGACUUUGCCGACAGUGACCUUGGAGGCUUCCUGGAGGAUAUUUUUGGUAUGGGGGGGUGGUGUUGGGGGUGUUACUCCAGCUGGGGGAUGCUCUUGGGGAAUGUUCUUGGACCAGGGACCAUCAGCAUCUCCCUGACCGUCUCCCUCCCCGCAGAGCCCAUCUCCUUCCAGCAGAUCGAGGACACCUAUGCCAGGGCACCCGUCUAUCGCUACACCCGCUCCCAGUCCUUUGACAUCCUCGACAUCGACCACAAGUGCUUCGUGCUGGAGUCGCCCACCCAGCUGGUGGCCCUGCACCUGCAGGGACCCUCUGCCAGGUGGAAAGUGAAGCUCAACAUCGCUCUGUACCGUCCCCGGUCAUCGCAGGGUGGCCCAGGGACUGGGCGGAUGCCGGUGGCCUUGGGCAUCAAGGGUUACCAACUCUACAUGUCAUGUGUGAUGAGCGGCACUGAGCCCGUGCUGCAGCUGGAGGAAGCUGACAUCAGGAAGGACAUUGAGAGCAUGGAGCUGACCCGCUUCAUCUUCUUCCGCCUGGACAGCCCAGGCGAGGGGACCACCCGCUUUGAGUCAGCCGCCUUCCCCGGCUGGUUCAUCUGCACCUCCCUGCAGCCCCGCCAGCCUGUCGGCAUCACCAACCAGCCCGACCAGGUCAACAUUGCCACCUACAAGCUGAGCGGGCGCUGAGGAGCCCCUGCACCCAAUGCAACCCAACCGGCAGUUGCCGGUUUUCAGGCUGUAUGUACCAAGUACAAACCCCCCAGCUGGGACCCCCGUGCUCCCCAUCUAUUUCAGGUGAAAUAGCAGCUCUGGGCCCCAUGGGCCUGAGUCACCCCAAUUUGUACUUAUUUAUUGUGUCCACCCCUUGCUUUUAAUUUAUAUACAUUUUAUUGGAAAUACCGUGGUUUUGUUAUCAGGAACGGGGGUAUUUGUUGGUGAUGGAAGUGGAAAUAAAAGGUUUCCCAGGA
Aquila chrysaetos chrysaetos is the source of this 1333-nucleotide messenger RNA. Its product is annotated as interleukin-1 receptor antagonist protein-like. Lineage: Eukaryota; Metazoa; Chordata; Aves; Accipitriformes; Accipitridae. The transcript has 5 exons. The coding region runs from base 135 to 1052 and encodes 305 amino acids. Gene Ontology annotation, molecular function: interleukin-1 receptor binding; cytokine activity. The record is from RefSeq and is a predicted model, not a curated record. Gene Ontology annotation, biological process: cytokine-mediated signaling pathway; positive regulation of gene expression; cellular response to lipopolysaccharide.